UAUGAGCAGACAUGCCACGCGUACGGUGGUCUUUGCCAUUGUUGCAACCCUAGCACUUGUCGGCGUGAUUGGAUCGGCAUACGCAACUGGAAUGAGCAUCGAGGCAGAUACCGAAAAUGCCGAUAGGAUAGUUCUGGCAGGAGAGACGACGCGAACCGAGGACAUCGCGAUAAAGAUAGAGACGCUGAACAACACACUUGUUGAUAUCAAGCAGGUAGUGCCCAACGAAGACGGCACAUUUGAGACCACGUUUGUCAUCGGGGACAGCUGGAAGAACGGCAUCUACUUCAUUACCGCCCAGCAGGGCGACGUGCGGCAGUCCAUCUACCGGUUGAACCUGAUCUUUGAGAUCGCGGACGGCCAGGUAAUAAAUGAGAUACGCCGAGAGCAAUCAUCCAUGACAGGGCCCAGCACCAUCACCAUAGAGCAGCCCAUACGUGAAAAUAGCAUGAUGAUCACGGCUAGCGCUACAAGCGGCGACGCCGAGUUUACGUUUGAGGAUGACAGAUACAUGUCUAUCGUUCCCGCAGACGGCGCAUGGGAAGAGAUUACCACAAUCAUAGUCACUGGGGAGACAACCAUGUCGAAUGACGUAGUGCUGACUGUAAGGCAGGAGGACGGAAACAUAGUAUCAGUUGCCCAAGUGUCACCGGAUGAGGAAGGCAUGUUCGAGACUGCAUUUCAUACAAACAGCGAAUUGUGGAAGCAGGACGGAGCCUAUACGAUAACGGCAACCCAGGACGAUCUUGUAGACUUUGUGGUAGUGUAUAUCGCCGACGGUGCAGUGGUGCCCGAGUUCGGAGCGACCGCAGCACUGAUUCUAGCAGCUGCCAUCACAUCCAUACUGGUCGUAUCGACCAGAUUCAGACCCAUGCUGUGGCGC
Molecule: messenger RNA, 883 nt
Organism: Geodia barretti
Lineage: Eukaryota; Metazoa; Porifera; Demospongiae; Tetractinellida; Geodiidae
Source: the annotation of a GenBank genome assembly